CGGAAGCUGAGUGGGGAGGGGAGCUUUAAGAAAUGAUUCAAAUUUAAGUGAUUUCUUUUAAAAGACUGAGAGUCUCAGCAGCUCAAACUGGAGAUACAGACAGAGAUAGAAACAUUCAGAGCUUCAGACGCCUGCAGAGAAGAUGGAGAUGAAGAUGAGCUGUGUGUGUUUGGUGCCGGGGCUGGUCCUGCUGAUGACCAUCUCCUCAGAUGGUUGCCCUCAUGGUUUGUGCCAUCCUGAUCUGUGCUGCUUCAACUUCAUCACUUUUAAAAUUCCAGACACAGAAAUACUAGAAGUUGUAAAAACACAUCACUUCUGCCCAAAUCAGGGCUAUAUGUACACAACGUCGAGGGGCAGAUUCUGCAAGAAGGACCUGCAGUCUAGCAGCGGCUUCUACAAAGAGGAAGUCCGAUCGUCCUCUACACAGCAGGAGAAACCCAGACCACCCGAGACUUUCAGGGUUACAACACCUCGAGCUCGUGCCAUCACUCCUUCUGAUCAGUGCUGUUUGAACUUCGUCACUUCUAAAAUUCCAGAGAAAGAGAUCAUCAAAGUUGAAAAAACACCUUCUGACUGUCCAAAGCAGGGCUAUAUGGUUACAACAGUUAAAGGCAAGUUCUGCAAGAAGGAGGACAUCAUGGCGUCCACUACACAGCAGCAGAGUACUGUGUCAACAACUUUGAGUGUUAGAAAAGCUAAAGGCAAGUUGGACAAUGAGGGACGCGUCCUAGCGUCCACUACGCAGCGGCAGAGUAGUGUGUCAACUGUGUCUUACAGUGUUGCAACAUCUAUAGGCAAGUUGGACAAUGAGGAAGACGUCCUAGCGUCCACUACACAGCAGCAGAGUACUGAGUCUACUGUGUCUUACAGUGUUACAACAGCUAGGGACAAGUUGGACAAAGAAGAAGACAUCCUAGCAUCUGCUACACAGCAUAACAGUACACAGCCAUCUGGGUCUUCUAGGGUUGCAGCAGCUAUGAGUGAGUUCUGCCUGCCAUAA
Molecule: messenger RNA, 1000 nt
Organism: Colossoma macropomum (tambaqui)
Lineage: Eukaryota; Metazoa; Chordata; Actinopteri; Characiformes; Serrasalmidae
Exons: 6
Coding region: 143-1000 (285 amino acids)
Biological process (GO): neutrophil chemotaxis; G protein-coupled receptor signaling pathway; positive regulation of ERK1 and ERK2 cascade
Cellular component (GO): extracellular region
Molecular function (GO): chemokine activity; CCR chemokine receptor binding
Source: RefSeq, a predicted model, not a curated record